UGAAUCCUUUAAUAUUAAUUCAACUCGUGCUUUUGACUGAAGAUUUCCUUUUCAUUUCUGUGUCGAUCGAUUUCCCGAAUCGUAUUUGCUGUAACUAUAAUCACCUUCUCCUUGCUUGGUCGCCUCCGUUACGUAAAUUCACCCGUGUGAGAUUCUUACUGGCACGUGCGAUCCAAGCGGUGACUUAAUCUCUUUAUCUAUAUUUUACUUUUCCAAACCAAGUGGUCGAUCAUCGUUUUUCGUUGGCGUUGCGAUCGUACGGCCGUCGAUUGCUUCUGUUCAUGAUUAAUUGUACUAUUCUCAAUUCAGGUAUUUGGGCGUCUUAGAUUUUGUGAAUACUGAGAGAGAAUGAGUGAAGGGUGGGAUGAUCCUUUAUUCGAGAAAAGUGUUAUAGUUGAGUUAUUUGGUAGUAUUAUUUUCGAUUAGAAGAAGCAAUGAAUGUACAGGCGCAUAUAUCGGCAGGGCAAGUUCCUAAUCAAGGGGGACUGCCACAGCAAAACGGGAAUGCAUUGCCACCUAAUCAAAUGCAAAAUUUAGUAGAUGGUGGUGGUAGUGUAGUUGUUGCUGGGGUUUCUCAGCAGCAUAAUAUACUGAAUGUGGAUUCUGAGCUGCUCAGAGCUCGGGGUUGUAUGCGCGACAAGAUCUUUUCUAUUCUAAUGCAACGCCAGACACAACAAAUUGACGAAACAACAAGAAUGAAGUGCAAAGAUAUUUCAAAACGCUUAGAGGAGGGUCUAUUUAAAGCUGCUUUUACAAAGGAGGAUUAUAUGAAUUUAGACACAUUAGAGCCUCGUUUGAGUAUUCUGAUUCAGGGAAGAGGUGGCCAUAGCCAUAAUCAACGCCAUCAGCAGCUUGUAAAUUCUUCAUCUUCCAUUGGUACAAUGAUACCAACACCUGGGAUGUCACAUAGUGUGAAUUCAUCAAUGAUUGUUGCAUCCUCUGUUGAUACUUCAGUGAUUGCCUCCACUGGAAGUAAUACCAUCGCACCCUCAAAUGUCAACACGGGAAGUCUUAUGUCAGCUGGUGGCUUACAGAAUGGUUCCUUCAAUAGAUCUGAUGGGACGCUCUCUAAUGGAUAUCAACAAUCACCUGCCAAUUUUUCCAUUGGUUCCCAAAGGAUCACAAGUCAAAUGAUUCCUACACCUGGAUUUAACAGUAAUAAUAACAACAGCAGUAGUAGUAGCAGUAAUCUGCCUUAUAUGAAUGUGGAGUCUUCUAAUAAUGGUGGUGGGCCUUCAACUGUUGAAUCUACAACGGUACCACAGCUACCCCAGGAGCAGCAGCAUGUUGGUGGUCAAAACAGCCGCAUAUUGCACAACAUUGGCAGUCACAUGGGUAGUGGUAUAAGGUCUGGCUUGCCGCAUAAAUCUUAUGGGUACACUAAUGGAGCUCUAAAUUGUGGGUUAGGGAUGAUUGGGACCAAUUUACCCCUUGUGAAUGAACCUGGCACUUCUGAGGGCUAUUUAACUACCAUCCCAUAUGCUAAUUCACCCAAACCUUUACAACAACACUUCUAUCAUCAGCGUUCACUAAUGCAGGGUGAUGGAUAUGGCUUGGGCAAUGCUGAUAACUUUGGGACUGGGAACUUCUAUGGAGGUUCCUCAGUUGGAACAAUUACGAGUAAUCAGAAUUUUAAUUCCUUGAGCAUGCAGUCGCCCAUCUCCAAAACGAGCUCUGCAUUGAUCUGUAAUCAGUCGAAUUUGCAUAGUGCACCACAGGCUGCAAACACAAAGCCUCAAUUGAUUGAUCAAUCAGAGAAGAUGAAUUUCUCUUCCCCCUUAACCUCUAGAGACAAUCUUCUGCAGUCUCAUCAACAGCAGCAAUUUCAGCAACAACCACAUCAAUUUCAACACCAGCAACAACCCAUUCAACAACAGUGUCACCAGAAGCAGCAUGGUCAGCAGCAACAGCAUUUGUUAAACAAUGAUGCAUAUGGUCUUUCUCAGGUGAUGCCUGAUAUAGGCAGUGAAGUAAAGCAUGAACCUGGAUUGGAGCAGCAGAAUGAAGUUAUGCAUUCACAAGUUUCUGAACAAUUCCAGAUGCCUGUGUCACAAAACCAAUUUCAGCUGAAUCCUUCUGGAGACCAUUCUAUGGGUGCUCAACAUUUAUCUGUUUCUUCUGGAUCUCAAUCACAGGUAGCUCUUCAGGGUCCAUGGCAUCCUCAAUCAUUGGAAAGGACUCAAAUGACUGGGAACAUCUCCAAUGAUCAGCAAAUACAGGAGGAUUUCCACCAGAGGAUAGCUGGGCAAGGUGAAGCUCAGCGCAAUAAUUUGUCUUCGGAUGGAUCUGUUAUUGGUCAACCUGCCAAUCCUAGAAGCACAACAGAGCCCCCAAAUUCUAGAGGUACUAGCUGCAGAUCCAGCAGUGGAAUCCGUGACCAACAGUUUAGAAAACAACAAAAAUGGCUUUUGUUCUUGCACCACGCUCGUCGAUGUGCGGCUCCUGAAGGAAAGUGUCCGGCUGUUCAUUGCAUUACUGUUCAAAGAUUGUGGAAACAUAUGGAGAAUUGCAAUUCACCUCAAUGUCCAUACCCUUACUGCUAUGAUUCUAGAAGUCUGAUAAGUCAUCUCAGGCAGUGCAGAAACCCUUGUUGCCCUGUUUGUGUUCCUGUGAAGAAGUAUCUGCAUCAACAUAAAGAACGUGCUUGCCAUAACUCUGACUCUCGGUUGCCGAGUUCAGUUGGUGGAUCGUGUAAAUCCUAUGAUACUGGAGACACUUCAGGUGGAGUGAUUCCUAAAACUCCACCUGUUGUUGAAAGUUCACAAGAUAUACAGCCUUCUCUAAAACGAAUGAAAUUAGAACAAUCCUCUCAAUCUCUUGUUCCUGAGAGCAAUGCUGCAUUGGCUUCUGCAAUUUCAGAACCUCAUGUCUCCCAAGAUUUUCAGCACCAAGAUUACCAACAGGGAAAGAUUGGUAUGCCUAUUAAGUCAGAGUUUAUGGAAGUAAAAACUGAAGCUUCUGUAAGUUCUGGACAAGGAAGUCCUCAUAACAGUGACAUGAAGGAUAAUGUGGGUGACAUUGGCAACCAAAGGCCUGAUGUUGAGCCUAGCAUAUAUGGGGAUCCUACUGCUUCAGCCAAGCAAGAAAAUGUUAAACCUGAGAAUGAAAGUGAUGUGUCUAAGCAAGAAAAUGUGGCACAGGCUGCUGAAAAUGCAGCUGGAACCAAGUCUGGAAAGCCAAAAAUAAAGGGGGUGUCACUGACCGAAUUGUUUACUCCAGAACAAGUUAGACGGCACAUAACAGGCCUAAGGCAGUGGGUUGGCCAGAGUAAAGCAAAAGCAGAAAGGAAUCAAGCAAUGGAGCAUUCAAUGAGUGAGAACUCUUGUCAGCUGUGUGCAGUUGAGAAGCUCACUUUUGAACCACCACCUAUAUACUGCACACCAUGUGGUGCUCGUAUUAAACGAAAUGCAAUGUAUUAUACCAUGGGAGCUGGUGAUACACGCCACUAUUUCUGUAUUCCAUGUUAUAAUGAGGCUCGUGGAGACACAAUCCUUGUUGAUGGAACUAAUGUUCCAAAGACAAGGCUAGAGAAGAAGAAAAAUGAUGAGGAGACAGAAGAAUGGUGGGUUCAGUGUGACAAGUGUGAAGCUUGGCAACAUCAAAUUUGUGCUCUAUUUAACGGUCGAAGGAAUGAUGGUGGACAAGCUGAAUAUACUUGUCCUAAUUGCUACAUAGCAGAGGUUGAAAGAGGAGAGCGCAAGCCUUUGCCACAGAGUGCUGUUCUCGGGGCCAAAGAUUUGCCAAGAACAAUUCUUAGUGACCACAUAGAGCAGCGAUUGUUUAAGAGACUAAAGGCAGAGAGACAAGAAAGGGCUAGGAUUCAAGGAAAAUCAUAUGAUGAGGUUCCUGGGGCUGAAGCACUUGUAAUUCGAGUUGUUUCAUCUGUUGACAAAAAGUUGGAAGUGAAGCAGCGGUUUCUUGAAAUUUUUCAGGAAGAGAAUUACCCAACAGAAUUCCCAUACAAGUCCAAGGUAAUUCUGCUGUUUCAGAAGAUUGAAGGCGUAGAAGUAUGCCUUUUUGGUAUGUAUGUUCAAGAAUUUGGAUCAGAGUGCGAAUUUCCAAAUCAGCGUCGUGUAUAUCUAUCAUAUUUGGACUCUGUGAAGUAUUUUCGGCCUGAGAUUAAAGCCGUUACUGGAGAAGCCCUUCGUACAUUUGUCUAUCAUGAAAUCCUGAUUGGCUACCUUGAAUAUUGCAAAUUGCGUGGCUUUACAAGCUGUUAUAUAUGGGCCUGCCCUCCACUAAAGGGUGAAGAUUAUAUAUUAUAUUGUCAUCCGGAAAUUCAGAAAACUCCAAAAUCUGAUAAGCUUCGAGAAUGGUAUUUGUCGAUGUUAAGAAAAGCUUCCCGGGAAAGCAUCGUGGUUGAUCUCACUAAUUUGUAUGACCACUUCUUUGUAUCAACUGGUGAAUGUAGAGCUAAGGUAACUGCAGCUAGACUGCCAUAUUUUGAUGGUGACUACUGGCCUGGUGCUGCAGAAGAUCUAAUCUAUCAGAUUCGUCAAGAAGAAGAUGGUAAAAAACUGAAUAAAAAAGGAAUAACCAAAAAACCUAUCACAAAAAGGGCUCUUAAAGCAUCUGGUCAAGCUGACCUCUCUGGUAACGCGUCAAAGGAUCUGCUACUAAUGCAUAAACUUGGUGAGACCAUUUGCCCAAUGAAGGAAGAUUUUAUCAUGGUUCAUUUACAGCAUGCGUGCACUCAUUGUUGUAUGCUAAUGGUAUCUGGGAACCGUCAUGUAUGCAGACAGUGCAAAAAUUUUCAGCUCUGUGAUAAAUGCUUUGAAGCUGAAAAAAAACGUGAAGAAAGAGAGAGACACCCCAUCAAUUUGAGGGAAGUACACCCUCUUGAGGAUGUUCCUGUUACUGAUGUACCGGUUGAUACAAAAGAUAAAGAUGAGAUUCUGGAGAGUGAAUUCUUUGAUACCAGACAGGCAUUUUUGAGUCUUUGUCAAGGAAAUCAUUAUCAGUAUGAUACCUUGAGGCGGGCUAAACACUCAUCAAUGAUGGUCCUUUAUCAUCUGCAUAAUCCAACUGCACCUGCAUUUGUAACAACAUGCAAUAUGUGCCAUCUUGAUAUAGAAACUGGUCAAGGUUGGCGCUGUGAAGUUUGUCCUGACUAUGAUGUAUGCAACGCUUGUUAUCAGAAGGAUGGGGGUAUUGAUCAUCCUCAUAAAUUGACAAAUCAUCCAUCAACUGCUGAUCGUGAUGCCCAGAAUAAAGAAGCUAGACAAAUACGGGUCUUGCAGCUUAGAAAAAUGCUUGAUCUUUUAGUACAUGCAUCACAAUGUCGUUCUCCGCAUUGCCAGUACCCUAAUUGUCGCAAGGUGAAGGGGCUUUUCCGACAUGGUAUACAAUGUAGAGUUCGUGCAUCUGGAGGUUGUCUUCUUUGCAAAAAAAUGUGGUAUCUACUUCAACUCCAUGCUCGAGCAUGCAAAGAAUCUGAAUGCCACGUACCACGUUGCAGAGAUCUUAAAGAACAUCUGAGGAGGCUACAACAGCAGUCUGAUUCUCGGCGUAGGGCUGCUGUGAUGGAGAUGAUGAGGCAAAGAGCUGCAGAGGUUGCUGGCACUGCUGGGUAACCAAAUAUUUACAUGUAAAUAUUGUGAUUUUAGUGAGAAAGAAGCAAAUAGUGAGGGGAGGUGGAGAGUUGUUUGGUUGAGCCACAUGACAGAAAGUGUGGUAGAAACAGACGGUGAGAAGGGCAUACACGUGUAAAACAUAUAGCAGAAUGGGGUUUACAAUAUGAUCGUUAGUUGGGGAACAACCCUGCAAUCCAUACUCCAUGGCCAGACCUGCCCUUUUGGUUGACACCAACCCGCUAACUAAAGUCAUUAAGAGUUCUACUGCUACUACUGCUGAUUUAUGUUGGCCGGUGGCCAGAAUUGGUGAUUCUUUAAUUCUAUGGUAUUGUAAUGUCCCAAGUCCAAUGCCAUUAUUGGAUGGCUAGUGUACUAUAAUUGUUAUAAUCCCUUCUGCUUUAAGUUUUUUCUUACAGAAGAAAAGUGGGAGGGUGCUCAGUUUAAAAUCCCUUUUCCUUCGUCUUAGUUUUCCCUUUUUUCUUUUCACUUGUCUUUUCUUUGUAGACAACGAGGCAUCCCCUCUUUUUGGUAGAAUGUCUUUCUGUUAAAAAUAUAUGCCAGUUUACGAUUGCAGCAAA
Molecule: messenger RNA, 6151 nt
Organism: Mangifera indica (mango)
Lineage: Eukaryota; Viridiplantae; Streptophyta; Magnoliopsida; Sapindales; Anacardiaceae
Product: histone acetyltransferase HAC1-like
Exons: 18
Coding region: 435-5573 (1712 amino acids)
Biological process (GO): positive regulation of transcription by RNA polymerase II
Cellular component (GO): histone acetyltransferase complex; transcription regulator complex
Molecular function (GO): transcription coactivator activity; histone acetyltransferase activity; zinc ion binding
Source: RefSeq, a predicted model, not a curated record